Messenger RNA from Meloidogyne enterolobii, 1875 nucleotides. NCBI's taxonomy places the organism in Eukaryota, Metazoa, Nematoda, Chromadorea, Rhabditida, Meloidogynidae. The record is from the annotation of a GenBank genome assembly.
AUGAGAAACAACAUUAUUGAAAGGAUAGACAACAUUUCCGGAAAGAAAGACUACACUUUUAGAGCGAUAAAGAAAGCUUCUAUAAUUAAUUUACAUCUUUCCGGAAAAAGAUUUAAACCUUCCGUAAUUAUCACUAGAACAUUAAUUUUUACUCUGCUUCUCUUCCAAACAAAUGCCCAGUGUCCAACAUUACAAUCCCCAUGUAGAUGUGCCCCUUCAAUAUACGAACCAAUAGCUAUUAUUUGUGAAAAGGCUGGCAGUUUAGAAAAUGCUUUAAGGGCAGCUCAACCUGCCAGGCAUUUAUCAAUUGAUUCUUUAAGUAUUUUGGAUACUGCAUUGCCUUCUUUACCUUCAAAUGCUUUUUAUGGGUGGACUAUUCUUCGUCUUGUAUUAAAUCGAAAUACUCUUUCACAUGUAGUGGAUGGGGCUUUUAAUGGUAACCUGAUUGAUUCCCUUGUAGAGUUGGACUUGUCAGAAAAUUCUCUUUCACAGAUUGGGACACAGUUCGGCGGCCUUUCCCAACUUCGAAAUCUUCGAAAACUUUACUUAAAUAAAAAUGGAAUUUCUCAAUUACCAACAAAUUUGUUUGCAGAAUUUUUAAGCAGAGAAACUUUAUUAAAAUUAGAAUUGAGAGCAAAUCAUUUAACAGACCAAUCGUUUGGGACAACUUUACAACAAAAUAGUGAAGGGACAAGUGUUUUUUCACCUUUAAAAAAUUUACAAGAAUUAAGUUUGGAAACUAAUCAAUUAACAAUGAUUCCAAGUAGUGCUUUAUCUGUUCAGAAAGAGACACUUAAAAAUUUAAAUUUGGGGUUAAAUAUGUUAAGUUCAUUAUCACUUGAAUUUAAUGGUUUAACAGUUAUUGUCCCACAAGCAUUUCAACACGUUCCUAAACUUGAAUAUCUUUAUUUGACUGGAAAUAAAUUUCCUGCUUGGUCGUCAGAAAUGUUUAGAUUUAUUCCCGAAUUAAAAACUCUUGGAAUUGGAGAGACCCCAAUUUCUGUAAUUCCUACAAAUGCUUUUGUACAUACUCCAAAUUUGAUGCGGUUGGAAAUGUCUGAAGCGGCUGUGGACACAAUAGAACCUGGAGCAUUUCAAAGAACUCCAAUAAUUCAAGCAAUUGUACUAAACAAAAACAGAUUGACCAGAAUUCGUAGUGACAUGUUUCAAGGCCUUCAAGAAUUAUAUUCAUUGGAUUUACAAGGAAAUAGACUAGAACAAGUUGAAAAUAAAGCAUUUGCUAAUUUACCAGCACUUAGACAUUUGGAUAUUAGUUACAAUCUUCUUCAAACUUUACCUAUGGAUACUUUUGAAGGAACCUUUGAACCGACAAGUGAUGAUAGACGUGUAAUUUAUGCUUGCGAAAAUCCUUGGCUUUGUGAUUCCAAAUUAGAAUGGUUUAGGCAAAUGUUACGAGACAAUUUGGAUAUUGAUAUAGAUAAACCAGGAUGUGUAGCUGCUUGUGGUCCCAGUCCAAACAAUUGCCCUCCAGAAGGAACUCCUCUCAGGGCAUUAGAUUUUUGUCCGUCGCAGGAAGGGACAGUUGAGCCAAUGCCUCUUGUUGGAACAGCACUUUCACUUGUUGGAUGGAUUAUUUUGGUAACCAUAAUGACUGUGCUUAUAAUUUCUAUUUGUUUAAUGGCAUUAAUUCGUUAUGGAAUGAGCCAUAGAAGAAAGAAAAUUAAAGAUGCAGAGAUUGAAGAUGAACAAAGAAUAAUGUCUUCGGCAUCUGCGGCCGCUUCGGCCUAUCAUGGUUCUACAUUGCCUAGAAAUACAUAUCAUCCUUCUACUGUUUAUGGUUCUCCAGCUGGCAUAGAUUUAGAUUUACCACCAGCACAUAAUUUGGAAGAAAGACACCAUCAUUAUUUUCUUUAA